AUGUCGAAACAAUCCAUUGUGACGCAGUAUGUGCUUCGCGCACUAUCUGCUCAUCGAGCCUCGUUAAGUCAAUUGGGCCCGACGCUUCCGCCUCUGUUUAUUGGUAUGCAGGGGCCCCAAGGGAUAGGAAAGACGACAAUCACAAAUGAACUUCGUGAAUCUUUGUCUUGUCCGCCGAACUCACUGAGGGUCUCAGUGCUUUCGAUGGAUGAUUUAUACCUGCCGUAUGACGGACUCAAAUCGACUGCCGAGAAAUAUCCAAACAAUUGGCUCCUCAGUGGCCGCGGCCACCCCGGAACACACGAUCUUGAUCUGCUUCACCUCACUUUGACGAGCCUCUCGGUCAUUAAUGGGGAGGCUACUGCUCCCGUUGAGACGCCAGUAUUUGAUAAAAGCUUAUUUGAUGGUUAUGGGGAUCGUUCCUCAUCCAAAUUAACUGUAGCUGCUCCUCUCGACGUUGUGCUCUUAGAGGGGUGGUGCAUGGGCUUCCAUCAUCUUUCCCACGAAGAGUUGCGGCGAAGAUACAGCCUGUACACCAUUGGGCCCAACAACAUAGGUGAUUCACCGAUCACGGGGAAUGCCCGAGCCGUGCAAUUGGCUGAAAUGGGACUUGCCCAGGAAAUCAUCAAGACACUGUCUCUUCAGGACCUCGAACAAAUCAACACCUUUUUGCGGGUAUACACUGAGCGGCUUUACCCUUUCUUCUCGGGUUUCAUCCAGCUUGCACCCCCCGUAACUCAUCCGUAUUCUCAUAUUUACAAAUGGAGGCUGGAGCAAGAGCACUGGAUGAAAUCCCACAAUGGCGGGAAAGGAAUGACGGACGAAGAAGUCAAGCUCUUUAUUGAUCGUUACAUCCCAGGAUACGUAUUCUUCGGCGAUGGUGUCCGACACGGCUAUGUUGAGGCGCCUGCUUCUGAUGGAGCUUACCCAUUGACCACACGGAACCCUCCUUGGAAAGGCAACGCGAUCCGACUCCUUUUGAACCUGGAACGGGACGUCGAAGGUGUUGAAACUUUCUGA
Molecule: messenger RNA, 1020 nt
Organism: Cantharellus anzutake
Lineage: Eukaryota; Fungi; Basidiomycota; Agaricomycetes; Cantharellales; Hydnaceae
Exons: 3
Coding region: 1-1020 (339 amino acids)
Cellular component (GO): cytoplasm
Source: RefSeq, a predicted model, not a curated record